Molecule: messenger RNA, 1018 nt
Organism: Talpa occidentalis (Iberian mole)
Lineage: Eukaryota; Metazoa; Chordata; Mammalia; Eulipotyphla; Talpidae
Gene: SERPINE3
Product: serpin family E member 3
Biological process (GO): negative regulation of endopeptidase activity
Molecular function (GO): serine-type endopeptidase inhibitor activity
Source: RefSeq, a predicted model, not a curated record
AUGACUCUUCACUCACACUCAUUGUCAGUUUAUUCCAGUACCUUUUUCAUAAACCAAGGAGUGAAAGAUUUCUUGCACAUUGUUUAUGCCAUGCUACCCAACUCCAGCCAAGGCACCAAGAUGGAGAUUCCCUGCACCUUUUUUGUGCAAGAAGGAGCACCGCGCUCCCCCUGCUUUGUCAGGCAGAUCUCUUCGUGGGCCAAUAACAGCCUGCAGCCAGCCAACCUCAGUGAGCCCAAUGGCACCAUCGUCCAGGUCAGUGAGCGGGCCUCCAAAAGACCACAGGUAAGAGACCCAUCCACCUCGAUGAGGAUAGUGUCCGAGGGCUGUGAGGUCUCGGGAGGCUCCACAUGGGCGCCCCAAGGUGGCACAGCAUCUGCACAGUUGGCAUUUGUGAGCACCACAUCCUUCCAAAGUUCCUGUGGCAGAUUCUCCACAGACACCCAGUUGCUGCCUUUCACCUGUACCCAAGGCCUCGUCCUCCAGGACGAGGAUGUAGCUGACUCCCCAUUUACUGAACCCCCAAGUCAGUUCCAGGACCCUAUAGGCCAUCAGGUGGAGGAGCUGGAGCAGCCUUACCUGGGAAGCAAGACAAGUCUGCUCCUGGUGCUGCCCCAUGUCAAAGACACACACUCUGUCUUCUCUGGGCCAGAGUGGAGCCCCCAAGCUCCCGUUUCAGCUUCACAUGGCAGCCAGCUUUCCAGCAGGAGAGAGGGACAGUGCAGCAACCUUCAAGGAAUAUUUAGGAGCCAGGAUCAUUUUGACUUAAAAAGCAUUUUCAGUUCUUGGGAAGUCACUGACCUUUUUGAUCCACUCAAAGCUAACUUGAAAGGAAUGUCAGGCCAAGAUGGCUUUUAUGUUUCUGAAGCAAUCCAGAAAGCAGAGAUUGAGGUUUCUGAGGAAGGCACCAAAACACCUGCAGCCACAGACUGUCCGAUUCCUAUUUUUAAAGCAGAUGGGCCAUUCAUCUAUUUUUAGGGAGAAACCAACACAGGUAUUUUUUUUUAAUAGGAUACAA